This is a messenger RNA of Suricata suricatta (meerkat), 1256 nucleotides long. It is a transcript of the gene CBR3, whose product is annotated as carbonyl reductase 3. Lineage: Eukaryota; Metazoa; Chordata; Mammalia; Carnivora; Herpestidae. The coding region runs from base 372 to 1202 and encodes 276 amino acids. Gene Ontology annotation, molecular function: carbonyl reductase (NADPH) activity. The record is from RefSeq and is a predicted model, not a curated record. The transcript has 3 exons.
CUUUUGGGGUUUUCCUAUAAUAGUUUCGAUCCAACUGCAAUGAAUCUCUAGACCCCAUCGGCCCACCACCAUCCGUUCUGGCUUGGGGAAAUCUACGCCGCUCCACUACGCAGACCACCGCUUGGCUCAGAGGCGUGAACCGAAGGGCGCAGCGCAGGGAGGGGGCGGACCCCGGAGUGAGGCGUUACGAAACCUUCAGGCACCGACGGCCACUCCUCGCAGGGGAGGGACCGAGGGCCCGGGCCUCGUUCUCUAGAAGUCGCAGCACUGGAUCCCAGAACUCAGUGCUCCGUGGCCGAGCCUCUGCAGCGCGCUCCCGAGUGGCUCCCAGCCCCGGGCCGCUCCCCACGCGCCAAGUGCCUUCCCCGGCCAUGUCCUGCAGCCGGGUGGCGCUGGUGACCGGGGCCAACAAGGGCAUCGGCUUCGCCAUCGCGCGCGACCUGUGCCGGCAGUUUUCGGGGGACGUGGUGCUCUCUGCGCGGGAUGCGGAGCGGGGCCGGGCGGCCGUGCAGCAGCUCCAGGCCGAGGGCCUGAGCCCCCGCUUCCACCUGCUGGACAUCGGCGACCUGCAGAGCAUCCGCGCCCUGCGCGACUUCCUGCGCAAGGAGUAUGGGGGCCUCAACGUGUUGGUCAACAACGCGGGCAUCGCCUUCCAACCUGAUGAUCCAACACCCUUUGACAUUCAAGCUGAGAUAACACUGAAGACCAACUUUUUUGCCACAAGGAAUGUCUGCAUCGAAUUACUGCCCAUAAUGAAACCUCAUGGCAGGGUGGUGAACGUCAGUAGUUUGGAGGGCUCCAAAGCCCUUGAAAAUUGCAGCACCGAUCUACAGAAGAAGUUCCGAUGUGAGACGCUCACGGAAGAGGACCUGGUGGACCUCAUGAACAAGUUUGUGGAGGAUGCGAACAAUGAAGUGCACGAGAGGGAGGGCUGGCCCGACUCGGCUUACGGGGUGUCCAAGCUGGGGGUCACGGUCUUAUCAAGGAUCUUAGCCCGGCGCCUGGAUGAGAAGAGAAAAGCCGACAGGAUUCUGUUGAAUGCGUGCUGCCCGGGGUGGGUGAAGACGGACCUCGGUGGGCCUUGCGGCCCCAGGACUGCGGAGGAGGGAGCUGAGACCCCUGUCUACUUGGCCCUCCUGCCUCCAGAUGCCACCGAGCCACAUGGGCAGCUAGUCCAUGACAAAGUCGUCCAAAACUGGUGAAUGUCUGCUUUGGUGCUUAAUGCUUAAUAAAUGUCUGUGGAGCAAAUGAGUGAA